AUGAACCCCAAAGCCUCAAAACAAGCAUGCGAUAAUUGUCGCCGGCGCAAGAUCAAAUGCUCCCGCGAACUUCCAUGCGAUAAAUGCCAACGUCUGCUCCUCUCAUGUUCCUACAGCGACGUCCUCCGCCGCAAAGGGCCCAAAUUCCGCACUCUAUACCCCCUGGCCCCGAUACAUCCAUCUCGAGCUCAUUCUCAUUCUGAGAAAGACCAAGACCAAGACCCCGAUACAGAAUUCAACUCGCCUAUAUCGCCGUUCGGAUUGCAAGAUGCCCGGUUCCACUUCGCGGAUACUUUCGCCCACCUCGCACCGCCAGAUCUCGUCUCAUCGCCCGGAACAGACUCUACCGUUGAAUCUGCAAAUGGGUAUGCGCAUGUCCCCCGACGGCUUUCGCCACAGAUUCUUCUCGCCCACGUCAAUGUUUAUCUCAAGUACUUGUUUCCCAUCAUGCCCGUUGUGCGCGGUGAUCAACUACGCUUAGAUUGUGAUCAGCCCGAACGGCUUUCUGCGAGGAGAUAUGCGUUCCUGGCUGCGCUAUGUGCAGCGACGCAUAUCCAGUUGAAGUUGGAUGGUGCUGCGCCUGUGUCGGACCCGGCACUGCGCAUGGGUGAUGGACAGUCGCUGAUGUCGGGUGAUGAACUUUUGGCGGAGGCUGUGAGGGCGCGUGGCGACUGUGAUAUUCUGGAAGACCUGGGGACGGAGAGUCUUUUGACUUCUUUCUUUCUGUUUGCUUCGUACGGAAAUAUGGACAAGCAGGAUCAUGCGUGGUUUUUCCUGUGCCAGGCCACUUCGUUUGCGUUUAGCCUUGGGCUGCACCGCGAAUCGACGUAUGCGGAUUAUGAGAUCGAGGAGGCGGAGGAGAGGCGCAGAGUGUUCUGGCUUUUGUUCAUCACAGAAAGAGGAUACGCUCUUCAGCAGGCGAAACCGGUCAUGUUGCGCAGCUCGAUUCACAAGCCACAAGUUCUCUGCUCCGGAGAUCCAAUUCUCGCAUAUGGUUUCAUCAACCUGAUCAACAUCUUUGAGAAACUCACACCGAAUCUCUAUGACUGGGUGUCCGCUGGUGGCGGUGACAGCAUUUUGGAAAGGCCACCAACCUCAGCCAUCCAGUCAAGCCUGUGUAAAACAAUAUCCCUAGAUGGGGUGCUUGAGAUCCAGCAAGUGGAUAUCUUGAUCACACAACAGUGGCUACAGGCAAUGAUGUGGAAGUUGUCCAUGAGCCAUGCUACACAACCUGGCUCGCGCGACGAUGCCGUGUUACCUUUCCAUCUGCCAGUAAUGGUAGGCAAAGCUGUCAUGAGCGUGAUCGGAGCUGCAUCACAGGGUGCAGUCGAUGCACACGGUAUUGGAAUGGAACAGAAGCUGUUCGACAUGGGAGUCUCGGUCGCUGACGUGACGCGGUCUCUUGGAACCAAAGCGGUGCAUCGCCUAGCCGAGUCAACAAUUGAUCCGAGUGAGCUGUUGUGGGGUAUCCUCCACACGCUAUCUCAGAUUCGUGGAUCGCCUUCGUAUCUGUUCCCGACGUUAUUGGAGCGUUGUAAGAACGUGCUUGGCUUGGACUGCAGCAUCACCACUGGGAACUUCCUCCCUAUGCUGGGAACUGCAGCACCAGACCAGUUGGCCCCCUGGUCUCGUCAGAAUAUCUGGGACAAUUCAGGUGGCAUAGAGAACAUCGAGGUUCAUGAUGGCGCUGAGCAGACUGAGGCUGGUCCUCAUCCGCUACCACAAGAACUGGGUUUCCAGAAUUGUCUCUUGGGGUGA
Molecule: messenger RNA, 1758 nt
Organism: Penicillium brevicompactum
Lineage: Eukaryota; Fungi; Ascomycota; Eurotiomycetes; Eurotiales; Aspergillaceae
Product: putative C6 transcription factor (AmyR)
Exons: 3
Coding region: 1-1758 (585 amino acids)
Biological process (GO): DNA-templated transcription; regulation of DNA-templated transcription
Molecular function (GO): zinc ion binding; DNA-binding transcription factor activity, RNA polymerase II-specific; DNA binding
Source: RefSeq, a predicted model, not a curated record